UUCUUCAUUGUAAUUCGUAUCUCUGUAGUUUAAUUUUGCUUUGAUUGAGAGUGAUGUUGUUAAAUCGAUUACUGAAAUCAGAAUUCACAGAAAAGGUAAAUCGGAGGUCAAAUUUAAGGUUUCUGUUUUGAUUGAUUCUUUUUUAUUAAAUAUCAAUGGUUUGUUAGAAUUAAAGUGGGUUUGUUCUGAUUUGAAGUAGAGAUGGUAGUAUGAAGUUUAAUUUUGAUUUCGUAGAGAAUUAUGGUUUAUAAUCUUCCCUAAUUUUGAUUUCGUUUUCCAAAUAAAAACUCUGAACCUAUCCUCCUCACUUCUCAGCACUUUUUCCUCUUCUGUUUUGCAUCUUUCUAGCUAGGGUUAAACUCUCUUCUUCUGAAAAAAAUUUUUUUGCAGAAAUUUCAAAGCUCUGAAUUUUCAUUUUAAUAGUUCCUUGAGUGGAAGUUCCGAUACUAAUAAUAAUGAUGUAAAGGUAGAUCUAUCCAUCUCUUCAAAAUCUUGAUUUAGGAAAAAAAUGAGGUAUAACAUAGGAUCUAGGAGGAGAAGACUGUGUGAACAUGGGUUUCUUUUAAUAUGUGGAAUCAUUACUGGGUUUGGAUUAUUAGUUUUAACUUUAAGGUCUAUUGAUCAACCUCCUCCUUAUUCUACUUCACUCACAUUUCCUAAUGAGCUUAAUAGUGAUGAGCUAGUGGAGCAGAAUAAAUAUAAUCAACAAUCGGACGGUGAAUCGGGUAAGUGCGCGACGGUCGAAGAGAUGGGAGAGAGUUUUGCUGGUGAUGGACAUGAAAAAGAAAGCCUUAGAGUGAGACAAAUGAUUCGAUAUCAUUUCAUAUUAAACGGGCCUACAAGAGUACGUGAGCUUCCUCCGGAGGAAUUCUGUGAGCAAGGAUUUGUUCUGGGAAAAGCGUCGGAAGCAGGAUUUGGAAACGAAAUGUACAAGAUAUUAACAGGGGCAGCGUUGAGUAUCAUGUUGAACCGGUCAUUGAUUAUCGGGCAAACCAGGGGCAACUUCCCAUUUGGGGAGCACAUAUCUUAUUCCGAUGUCUCAUUUACUUUAAAAGAAGUAAAACAUCUCUGGAGACAGAACAAUUGCACGACUAAGCAUGGAAAACUCCUCAUCAGAACUGAUGAUUUUGAGAAACCUGCAGAAACAAAUGUUCUGUGCGGCAAUUGGAGGAACUGGAAGCACCCAAUCAUCUGGUUUCAAGGUACAACUGAUGCAGUGGGUGCUCAGUUUUUCUUAAAGAACAUACACCCUCAGAUGCGGAAUGCAGCUGUUGAAUUAUUUGGGCAGCCAGGAUAUUUUCAAUCCAGGCCUAAUGUGUUUGGAGAGUUGAUGAGAGUUAUCAUUUCUCCCACCAAAAAUGUUGAGGAAGCAGUGAACUGGGUUCUUGGUGGUGGUCCGGAUCCUGAUAUUGUUUUGCACAUGCGCAUGCUUUCGAAUAGUGGUGGUCUGUGGUGGUCGGCGGUGGCGCAGUGGUGGUUUUCGGGGAUGGAGGUGGUGGCGCCGUGUUGGGUGGCGGUGGUGGCGAGGUGGUAG
Papaver somniferum (opium poppy) is the source of this 1534-nucleotide messenger RNA. RefSeq lists its product as uncharacterized. Lineage: Eukaryota; Viridiplantae; Streptophyta; Magnoliopsida; Ranunculales; Papaveraceae. The transcript is spliced from 5 exons. The record is from RefSeq and is a predicted model, not a curated record. Bases 509 to 1534 code for a protein of 341 amino acids.